CAGAACCCCCGCCCACUGUCGGUCCUCGCAGCAGCAGCAGCAGCAGCAGACUGAUUUUAAAAUGGUGGAAUUGGUGCACACACUUGCGGAUCAUGUCGAUGACGUUAACAGCUGCACCUUCUCUGACUCUCUCCUUGCUACCUGCUCUUUGGACAAAACAAUCCGAGUUUAUUCACUAAACGAUUUCAGUGAAGCCCCCUUUUCCCCACUGAGAGGCCACACAUAUGGAGUCCACUGUUGCUGCUUUGCCCCACACAGCCCCAUCCUCGCAUCUUGUUCUACCGACGGUAAAACGAUUCUCUGGAGCAUGGACAAUGGACAGGUACGAGCCUCCUUUCAGCAACCGACCAGCAGCCCUGUGAGAGUCUGCAAGUUUUCCCCAAAUUCCCUGUAUUUGGCGUCGGGUGCAGCAGAUGGUUCUGUGGUUUUAUGGAACGUCCCAUUAUUAAAAAUUCAUAGAUCAAGCAGUGUGAAGGAUGGGUCACUGGUGGCAUGCACAUUUUCUCCGGAUUCAAAACUUCUUGUAACCGGUUCGUCGUGUGGGGACUUGACCGUUUGGGAUGAGAAUCUGAGAUGUUUACACAGUGAGAAGGCGCAUGAUCUAGGCGUGGCAUGCUGUGACUUUGCUGCACAACCAAUAGCUGGUGCUGAACGUGGUAUGGAACAUUUCCAGUUGGCAUCUUGUGGCCAAGAUAAUGAAAUCCGAUUGUGGCUGAUCUCAUACAGCGGUGCAAAAGGUCUUGAAAUGAGGUGUACAGACACCUUAAGCGUGCACUCUGCUCCUGUUCUUGCCUGCGCCUUUUCUAACAAUGGUGAAAUUCUUGUAUCAGGAUCUGUGGAUAAAUCUGUAAUCAUUUACAAAGUUAAAAGUCAAUGUAUUGUUCAUAUCCUGACUCAUCACACACGGUAUGUCACUGCAUGCUCCUUGGCACCCACUUACCCUCUCCUAGCUAUUGGCUCAAUGGACAAAACUGUAUCCAUCUGGAAACUGAGACAGGAGAAUGAUACGCCAGUUAUCAGACGACAAAGCAAGACAGAGACACAUAUUGAAAACUGGUCAGAGGACGACAUCAAGAAUUGGCUUUCUGAAGAGGGCUUGUCAGAGGUGGAACAUGUAUUUACUUCAAAUAAUAUUGAUGGCAAAGAAUUAUUGAACCUCACGAAGGAAUCUCUACUCCAUGACCUCAAAAUUGAAUCUUUGGGAGUACGUAAUAAAAUCUUAAGGAAAAUCGAGGAGAUAAAGAGCAAAAUGAAGAGCACUUUAACAGACAUCCCAGAUGAAUUUUUGUGCCCUAUAACCUGUGAAAUAAUGAAGGACCCAGUCAUCUCAUCAGAUGGUUAUUCGUAUGAAAGAAGUGCUAUAGAAAACUGGAUUAGCACCAAGAGGACCAGCCCAAUGACCAACCUUCCUCUCGAAAACCUUCUUCUAACGCCAAAUAGGACGCUAAAAAUGGCUCUAAACCGUUGGCUGGAAAGCCAGAGCACAACAUUACUGUGACGUUGUGGUGUCGGCUGGAACUGAUGUGCAAUAGACCAUCUCCACCCUAGCUCUCAAAAACAAAGAUUACACCAUAAAAUAUUUAAUUAGUAAAACCUGAAAGACACUACAUGGUGGUGGUGACGCACUAAAGAGCUAGUUUAUGGCACUAAAUUAGGCAUCAAAUCUGUGCAAGGACUGAUGUGUGACCCUAGUGCAGUCACUCAAUGGAUUGUUGACCUGUAGUGCUAGUGUAGGGGAGGGUGAAUUUGUCAGUGUAAUGCAUCAAUAUCUACCUAAUUUGUUACUCGGGCACCUGUGCAUUUACCAUGGACCCUAUCACGACUACCGGUUUAGCUUUGGAGGUAUAGAAUGUAAGAAGAGAAUUCUGUCCACGAAUGAUUCUGAAUAGUAAAUCUUCUAUGUAACAAACAUUGAAUUUUAAAGAGAAUAGAAGGAUUGCCAUAUGGGCAUUUUUGAAGAUUAAUCUUCCAAUUUCCUGGUUUCUGUACUGUCGCAAGUUACCAAACAUUUAAAGGGACACCCCAGGCUAUAGCAAAUUUAAUUUUUGCAAUCCAUUCUUUUAUAACUUGAAAGCAAAAAUGAUCAAUAAUACAUGUAUUUACAGUUUCACUUUGUGGAAUUUCUUUAUAUGGAAACUUUUCAUAUCAUGUUUAUGCAUCCUCUAUAUUUAAUGAAUAUGUAUUCGUCAAGUGUGAAAAUGAAAUGUAAAAAGCUACACUUCUUUAUUCUGCAAAUAUGCUCCUACAUGUUGGUGCCUUUAAAAUAAUUAUUAUAAAGCCUUUCCAUUACAGCUGGCACUCACCAUAAAGAAAGCAGAGAAUAGGAGAGUUUUAAUUAUGGGCCGUGCACACCCUUGUUGUGCCUGGACAUAACUGGAUUGUAAUGUCAUUAUUUGGUAAAUCUUUCACAUAAAUUUGAGUAAACUGAGUAUUACAUGAUAACGGUAUACCCCAGCAAUAUUUCCAGUUUAGUGACAUUUCCACUGUAAGACCCCAGACUUCGCAGCUCUUGCCGGAAGCUCUGUGCGGAGUAGAAAGCCCCUUAAGCCAGUUGGGUUGGUUCUAUAGAUUUCUGUGGCAUUGCUGAGGUUACCCAUGAACCCCUGCUCCGCACUGCUUGAUACGCACAGUAGAGGUUUAUGGGAUCAGUUCAGUUGUCAGAGUGGUGUAUAAUUUACCGAUUGCAAAUUGCUGCAUUUAUUAGACAAUAUGUGUAUAUAUAGUCAUGGAGUGAAGACCUCUUUAUAUACAAGUGUAUGCAAGAUGAAUUAAGUUGUUAUGGUGCAUUGUGUGUCCCUUUAAAACU
Molecule: messenger RNA, 2806 nt
Organism: Pelobates fuscus (common spadefoot toad)
Lineage: Eukaryota; Metazoa; Chordata; Amphibia; Anura; Pelobatidae
Gene: WDSUB1
Product: WD repeat, sterile alpha motif and U-box domain containing 1
Exons: 11
Coding region: 62-1498 (478 amino acids)
Biological process (GO): protein ubiquitination
Molecular function (GO): protein binding; ubiquitin-protein transferase activity
Source: RefSeq, a predicted model, not a curated record